Messenger RNA from Chenopodium quinoa (quinoa), 2538 nucleotides. RefSeq names its product ABC transporter F family member 1-like. The coding region runs from base 244 to 2019 and encodes 591 amino acids. The transcript has 6 exons. Gene Ontology annotation, molecular function: ATP hydrolysis activity; ATP binding. The record is from RefSeq and is a predicted model, not a curated record. Lineage: Eukaryota; Viridiplantae; Streptophyta; Magnoliopsida; Caryophyllales; Amaranthaceae.
AAAGUCGGCCACGACACCGAUUAGGUACUUAUAAAUUGAGCACCUUCACUUGUAAAACCCUCUUUUUAACAAGCCUUAUAAUCCACACACCUGGGACUCUAUUUUCUCCCUCUAUCGUCCGAUAUAAUUCCACUUCCGUCGGAAACCCUAACCCUAGAUCCCAAUUUUUUUCAUCUUCUCUCUCCUCCAUUUUUUGUCGCCGAUCUCAUCUCUCUAUCUUCUCCGUAACCUAAUUGUUUGAAAAUGGUGUCGGACGCAAGCAAGAAGAAGGCUGCUCAGAAGAAGGCAGCUGCGGCGGCGAAAAGAGGAGGUAAAGCGCCUGCCUCAUCGAAGGCGGCAGCUCAAAGUGUUGAUAAGGUUACUGAAGCAGUUGGAGAUAUGGUGAUUUCUGAUCGGAAUUGUACCGGUAUUCUUUGCUCGCAUCCUUUGUCAAGAGAUGUUAGGAUAGAGUCUUUGUCAGUUACUUUUCAUGGACACGAUCUGAUAGUUGACUCGAUGCUGGAGCUGAACUAUGGAAGACGUUAUGGUUUGCUGGGUUUAAAUGGUUGUGGAAAAUCUACCCUUCUUACUGCAAUAGGACUCCGAGAGCUUCCAAUUCCCGAGCACAUGGAUAUCUAUCAUCUUAGCAGUGAGAUAGAAGCAUCUGACAUGUCUGCCCUUAAGGCUGUAAUAAGCUGUGAUGAGGAAAGGAUCAAGUUAGAACAAGAAGUUGAAAGAUUAGUGGCACAGGAUGAUGGAGGUGGGGAAGCACUUGAACGUAUUUAUGAGCGGUUGGAAGCUCUUGAUGUAGCAACUGCUGAAAAGCGUGCUGCUGAAAUCUUGCAUGGUCUUGGAUUUGACAAGAUGAUGCAGGAAAAAAUGACUAGAGAUUUUUCUGGUGGUUGGAGAAUGAGGAUUGCAUUGGCACGGGCGUUAUUUAUGAAUCCAACCAUCUUACUGCUGGAUGAACCUACAAAUCACCUUGAUCUUGAAGCUUGUGUUUGGCUAGAGGAGAAUCUGAAGAAUUUCAAUCGCAUUCUUGUUGUGGUUUCACACUCUCAAGAUUUUCUGAAUGGUGUCUGCACUAACAUUAUACACAUGCAAAACAAGAAGUUGACAAUCUACUCUGGAAACUAUGAUCAGUAUGUUCAGACCCGUUCUGAACUUGAAGAGAAUCAAAUGAAACAAUACAAAUGGGAGCAGGAACAGAUUGCUAACAUGAAAGAGUAUAUUGCUCGGUUUGGUCACGGGUCUGCUAAGUUAGCCCGUCAAGCACAGAGCAAGGAGAAAACACUUGCAAAGAUGGAGAGGGGAGGACUGACAGAGAAAGUUUCCAGAGACAAAGUUCUUGUUUUCCGUUUUACAGAUGUUGGAAAGCUUCCCCCUCCAGUGUUGCAGUUUGUGGAAGUGUCAUUUGGCUAUACACCAGAGAAUAUUCUUUACAAAAACCUCGAGUUUGGUGUGGACCUUGACUCCAGGAUUGCCCUGGUGGGUCCCAAUGGUGCUGGAAAGAGUACGCUUCUGAAGCUGAUGACAGGGGAUUUGGUUCCUCUUGAAGGCACGGUGAAGCGACACAAUCACUUGAGGAUUGCCCAGUACCAUCAACAUCUUGCAGAAAAGCUCGACUUAGAAAUUUCUGCUCUACUAUAUAUGUUGCGAGAAUAUCCAGGUACCGAAGAAGAGAAAAUGAGGUCAGCAAUAGGGAGGUUUGGGCUAUCUGGCAAAGCACAGACUAUGCCUAUGAAAAAUUUGUCUGAUGGACAGCGUAGUCGAGUUAUCUUUGCUUGGCUGGCUUAUAGGCAGCCUCACAUGCUGUUGCUGGAUGAGCCUACUAAUCACUUGGAUAUUGAGACUAUUGAUUCAUUGGCCGAGGCGUUGAACGAGUGGGAUGGUGGUAUGGUUCUUGUUAGCCACGAUUUCAGGCUCAUCAACCAAGUGGCCCAUGAGAUAUGGGUGUGUGAGAAUCAAGCCGUCACUCGUUGGGGAGGGGAUAUCAUUGCCUUCAAGAAUCAUCUCAAGAAGAAAGCUGGAUUCGAAUAAGCUGAUGCUUAUAAUGGGUGUGAGUUGGUUUGAAUUUUGUCAAACGUUUAUUAGUACUAUGCACCUCACCUCGACCUUCAGUUUUGCCUCAAUGAGCAUAGCUCCUUCUCGACGUUUGGAUAGAAAAUUGCAGUUGAGCCUUGAAGGUUCUGGCUAUAGUCCCAAGCUUGGCGAGUUGAGCAUUACUGUGGCCUGAGUUGAGGUAAUUUUUUGUUUUUGCUUCUUUAUCCCCUUAAAAAAAACCUUUAUAAAACAAACUCUGUAGUUGACCAACGAGAUUAUGUAAACGAGAUCAUUUGUGAACCUGCAUGUUUGAGUUUCUAAAUUACUUCUAAACAUAUUUUUAUGUAUCCUCUUGUUUAUUUACUAAUUAGUUGCUGGCUAUUGUACCUGGGAAUGGUAAUGGGAUGUUAGCCAGUCAGCUACACUUUGGUAACAAAUACACCCCAAACAGUCUAAAUACUAAUUAUUUUUUUGUGGCAGUUAGUUUGAUCAUUGACAGUUACAAAGUUCUUUGUA